Molecule: messenger RNA, 423 nt
Organism: Arctia plantaginis
Lineage: Eukaryota; Metazoa; Arthropoda; Insecta; Lepidoptera; Erebidae
Source: the annotation of a GenBank genome assembly
AUGCCUACAGACGUGAUGCCGAGCUCUUACCGCACUGAACAUUUUGGUCAAAGUUUAAGUAAGAAAGCUGGGGAAAGUGAAAUAAAAUCGGGGUUCUUAGUGCUUCUGGGCCCCGGCGGGAUGCGGCAGGACGUAAGAGUUGUAGUGUACAGGACAUCUCUUGAGCAUUUCGCUGUCAUCUAUCCGAGGAAGAGGGUAUCGAAAUCUAUUGGAGUGGUGAACUUAAGGAACACGGCUGUAGAGCAAGCUGAGUCGAACAGUGGCUUCAUUGUCCGACAGAAAGGCUACGAUAACACAAUUUCCGCGAAAUUCAUGUGUUCCGAACGAGAUGUGGAAUCUUGGAUGUCGGCGUUCACGUGCAGGGCUUCGCCCCACUCGGCGCACACGAGUCUACCGGUUCUAGUCGAGACGGAGGAAAGCUAA